This is a messenger RNA of Aspergillus terreus NIH2624, 1623 nucleotides long. Its product is annotated as MRS7 family protein. Lineage: Eukaryota; Fungi; Ascomycota; Eurotiomycetes; Eurotiales; Aspergillaceae. The coding region runs from base 1 to 1623 and encodes 540 amino acids. Gene Ontology annotation, cellular component: mitochondrial inner membrane. Gene Ontology annotation, molecular function: ribosome binding. The record is from RefSeq and is a predicted model, not a curated record. The transcript is spliced from 3 exons. Gene Ontology annotation, biological process: intracellular monoatomic cation homeostasis.
AUGUCCGUCACUAUGAGAUCGGCCAGCCUUAUGCGCGGCAAUUCUGUGUUGCGUCCGGGUUUAAUUGCCCGGCCUCGUUUUCCCGGCGCGCUGGGCGCAGCCUCGACCGCAAGCCUCCGGUUCAACGGCAGGGGUCUUCCUUCUCACGUACAAGCCAUCGCCCUCUUGGUAUCUCAUCAACGCGGAUAUGCGACGGAGCAAUCAACGUCCCACUCGAAUCCUUCGGACCUCCCUCCUCCUGGGUUCAAUGCCGAACAGGCCAAGAAGCCCAUCCCCUCAAACACAGAGCAGUCGACAGACCGGAACCAGCAGCUUGAUCGUCGGCCGGACCAAUCAGUCGCUUCAAAGGCAGAUGGCAAAUCGACGCCAGAUACCGCCGUUUCCAAGGCUUCGGAAGAAAACAAAAAGGUGACUGAAGAGAAGAAGGAGCAGAAGAAGUUGACCAUUGGUCAAAAGAUCAAGAAGGAGGCCCAGCACUACUGGGAUGGUACGAAGCUUCUUGCUACAGAGGUCCGGAUCAGCUCCAGGCUAGCCCUGAAGAUGGCUGCAGGCUAUGAACUCAGUCGGAGAGAGCAUCGCCAGCUUCAAAGAACGGUGAAGGACCUCGGGCGUUUAGUUCCUUUCUCGAUGUUCAUCAUCAUUCCUUUCGCUGAAUUGCUUCUUCCUGUUGCCUUGAAGCUCUUCCCCAAUCUCCUUCCUAGCACCUACGAGGGCCAGAACGCUCGCGAGAAGAAGGCGCUGAACUUGAGCUCCACCCGCAAGGAGGUUUCCACUUUCUUGAAGGACACCCUCCGGGAGAGCGGUCUGCCUGUGACGGCAGCCACUGUCAAGAACGAGGAGUUUGCCGAGUUCUUCAAGAAGAUUCGGACUACCGGCGAGACCCCGUCCACCGAGGAUGUCAUCAAAGUCUGCAAGAUCUUCAAGGAUGACCUGACUCUGGACAACCUUUCCCGCCCGCAGCUGGUUGGUAUCUGCAAAUACAUGAACCUCAACUCGUUCGGCACGGACGCCAUGCUCCGGUACAACAUUCGGCACCGGAUGCGCCAGAUCAAGCGCGACGACCGCGCCAUCUUCUACGAGGGAGUUUCGUCCCUUUCGGUGCCGGAACUGCAGAUGGCCUGCGCCUCUCGUGGUAUUCGCACACACGGAGUUUCUCCCGCCCGUCUGCGCGAGGAUCUUUCCAUGUGGCUGGACCUUCGUCUCAAACAGGGUGUCCCGUCUACUCUCCUCGUCCUGAGCAAUGCCUACGUCUACGCCCAGGGCGGCAAGGAGGCCGAAAUGUCUUCUCAGAUCGAAUCGCUGCAGGCGGUGCUGUCUAGUAUCCCCGAGGAGUUGUUCCACGAGAUCGAACUGGAGGUGCACAACGCCGAGGGUGCGGCCACCAACAAGCAGCGUCUCGAGGUCAUCAAGGAGCAGCAAGAGCUCAUUGAGGAGGAGAACAGCGAGAACGAGGAGAAGGGCGUUGCGGCCCCCAAGGACAUUGAAGACAUUGAUGAGAAGGAAGACGUCAAAUUCGAGGCGAGCCAGUCGGGCGAGGCCGCUGAAGCCAUCCGUGAAGGCGAGCAGGCCGAGCAGCAGUCUAAGGAUACGGCUGCCACCGACAAGAAGAACACCUCUGCUUAA